AUGGACACUGCUGCGCACGUAACAAUCCCCCAGGCUCAGCCCGCAGCCAGUCUCCUUUUUAAUCACAAUUGCCCAAGGUCUUCUCGCCCGCCUUGCUCACUGGUCAGACCAGGAAGCUGCUGCCAGUGCUACUGGGCUGCUGUCUGUAUGAACGUUCAGGCUCGCGGAGUGGAGACUUGGCCAUGGGGGUCGUCGACUGACCAUCCGUGGUUAACGUUACCUGCUUGCCUGCCUGCUUCUGCCUAUCUGUCAGUUCUACCACCAGAAUCAGCAUCAGUCCAGCAGCACUAUGCCACCAGAUCUCCGCAUAAUCCAACAUCAUUACCCAAGUCUAAGUAGCAGCAGCAGCAGCAUCAGUAGCUGGAUCAUACCCCUCAUGAUCCUCAUCAUCGUCGACAUCGUCAUCAUCAGUAGCACCAGCCACGUAAAGCGGCAGGAAAUCACCACCAACCCUCUGCCUGUCUCUGGUCAGCUGCAGGCUCGUCACUCUAUUGGCGAGAUAGUCGGCAGCCGACAGACAGAAGAAAAACCAGUCACCUUCUUCCACUCUGGCCAGUCUUGUAGAAUUUGUCUAGUGUCUGACAAUGUUCGGAUGAGUCCGUCAUAGCGUCUGAUGCUCAGAGUUUUUUAUUCCACCUACCCGAAAGCCCGGCAGAGUCAAUACCGAAAAGGGAUUAAUUUCGUGCGGAUACGUCUACGUUUGUUCUGUCUCUGGAUAUGAUGGCUAAUGGUCAAGAUGGCCUUCACUGCUAUCCCAGUGCCUCGCACUACUCAAAGCCGCCGUCUGGUGGUGCCCAUGGCCAACCUCCCCCAGCCCAACCUGCAACCUGGCUGAAUGUUCCCUGUGUUCCCACCAAACCUUGGCCCCCACCGGAGGCCAGUCCGUCGGUGUUCGAGGCGCGCCUCAUCAUUCCACCCACGGCUGCCAUCUCUGCAGCUCCAUUCCCGACUCCCACUGCCUCCACCUAUGCCCAAUGUAAUAAUAAUUCCCACCAUCAUCAUCAAAGCCCAGUGGCACAGCCAGUAACACCGGUGCAAGCUGCACCCUAUGUGUCGGAAUAUCGAACUCUGCAGAACAGUCCCGACGGCAGAGGCUUCGCUGCCACCACGUUCCUGCGUGUCAUCAGCGCUCCGGGAGUGCAAAAUGGCAGCUCCACGGACCAGCAACACCAUAGUGCGGACGCGACGGAGCAGAACAACCGCCUGCGUUCGUCCUCCUCUUCACUAUCGACGCUUCAUCGACGUUCGGACGGAGCUGGAUCGGUGUCGGCAGCGGCAGUAGGUGGAAUGCCUUGGCCCAACGAAUCGUCCGCUGUAGCUUCGGGAAGCGUUGGUGGACAUGCCGUGGUAGCAGUGGACGGCAGCAGUGGAAGAGCUGUCAAUGCUGGAGGUACAGGUGCUAACAUCAUGAGAAGCAGCACUUCUCGUUAUACCGUCGACAACGACGUACACGCAUCGGCAGCAAGACGCGAUAGCAGCCAGUCAUCAUGUGGGGGUGCAACUCCUGGAGGUGGUGGUGCUGCUGCUGGUUCUGCUGGUGUAUUGUAUCCAGGUGAAUCUCACUCGAGUCGAGGCACAAAUGGUCUAAGCGACGGACGCAAGCAAGUCCAAUUCGUCAACUACAGCACGCUUCUGUCACCGAACAGUGUUCUCGAGACGGGCAGCAGCAUGCGUGACAACGAUGUCAGUGUACAUCCCAAUAGCAGCAGCGGUGGUAGAGGCGGUCAUGAUAUGACAUCAUCAUCGCGGCACAGCCACCACACACACCAUAGCCACCAUUCGGUGACGACAGUGGGAGCUGCUCAUCAGGAUCGCGGGUAUCACCAUACUUCCGCUUCUUCUGCCUCCUAUCACACAAUGUCCGGAUAUGGAUCAGAUGGCGGAGCUGCGGGUGACGCACGUUUGCUACCUGUUCGGGUACGGCGUGUUAGGACAAAGAUCCUACGCCAGUGGAUGAUAGACAACAAGAAUCAUCCGUACCCUAGCCGAGAGGAGAAGGAGUACCUGGCAUCGCAGUGCGAUAUGACUGUUGUACAGGUCUCCACUUGGUUUGCUAAUAGUCGUCGGCGCAUUCAGCGUAUCGGUCUGCAAGGCUGGGUCAACGACCAAGUCAGAGAGGAUGAAAAGCUUCAUAAAGACAAACAGCCCACAUGGUCUUAGUCAAUAAGGAAUGCUCAGCGCUCUGAGAAGAAUCGUUCCGCGGAGUGAUACCAUCCCGCUCGGACAUGCCAGACAUUUAUUGGCAGUCCAGCAGUUCUGAGGAAGAUCACGUUCAUCUUGCCCAGAGAUGAGUAGUUCCCCUUGUGGCCUGGGUGAGCGCACACCUCAUAUCUCCACAUUGCUACAUCAGAUGACAAUCAUGGACAGGCAUGUUGAUGAAGCUGAUAAAUCCAUUCUGUCACUCAGCCAUUCUGAUAGCACGUUCUGGAAAGGGUUAACUGGUGCCCAAACUCUGCACCACAGUACGAUGCCACAACAUAUUCAACAUGUUUUUCACGCCAAGGACACUCUGGAUGUUGGUCAAUGCAUCGGUAUAAAUGUAUAGAUAUUAUAUUUUAGCUCCCUCCAAUUGAUAUUAUUUUGAAGAUGUUAUUAUCCACCCACCAACUGACAGUGCCCAUGGCCAAUGAGUGGUAGGGAAUAUAGUAAAUUAUAAUGUACCGUACCCUUCAACCCAACAACUACAACUACAUGUACAUGUACAUGUACAUGCUUGGAAACUAGCAUAUGUACAACAUGUACAUUGUACACCAAGUUUGAUCGCACUUUUAUUGCCAUCACGUUCAGAGUAUCGAUGUGGAUGAGUUAUUAUAAACUCCCAGAUGCUCGCACGGCAUGUUAUGAUAAUUAAGCAAAACAUGCCCUUGAUCAUGUACAUGUACACGUGUGUCCUGUGAUGUUGAAACUCAGUAAGAUGGUUGAACCACAUUGUGGAGCAGCUGUCAUAAGCACUCCGCAAAGCCUAUACUUUUCAAGAGGCCUGGAAUUGCCAUGUUCCGCACUUGACGUGUUUGGCUUUUGACGCCCUCCUUUCCCUUGGUGCAGAAGUGCUUUGCCUCCUUGGUGCUUCACGGAAAGCACUCUCUCUUAAUUUAACGCCAACCUACACAAAUGCCCUUGAAAGUUCUUGCAAUAUAAGCCUACUUGCUGAUAAAUCUGACACUGCCAUGGCACUGGGCUCA
Molecule: messenger RNA, 3182 nt
Organism: Sycon ciliatum
Lineage: Eukaryota; Metazoa; Porifera; Calcarea; Leucosolenida; Sycettidae
Product: protein roadkill-like
Exons: 5
Coding region: 718-2160 (480 amino acids)
Biological process (GO): regulation of transcription by RNA polymerase II
Molecular function (GO): RNA polymerase II cis-regulatory region sequence-specific DNA binding
Source: RefSeq, a predicted model, not a curated record